Molecule: messenger RNA, 622 nt
Organism: Phalaenopsis equestris
Lineage: Eukaryota; Viridiplantae; Streptophyta; Magnoliopsida; Asparagales; Orchidaceae
Product: probable calcium-binding protein CML31
Exons: 1
Coding region: 67-495 (142 amino acids)
Molecular function (GO): calcium ion binding
Source: RefSeq, a predicted model, not a curated record
GACGUUAAGUAAUCCUCACAACUCCUCUUCGACAUCAUUUACUAAAUAUAAAAAAACUAGAAGAAAAUGAGAAGUGUUGUUCUUGGAGAAUUGGAGAAGGUGUUCCGCUGCUUCGACGAAGACGGCGACGGGGAGAUAUCUCCGGCAGAGCUUCGUUCCUGCAUGAGAGUAAUCGGCCAUGAGAUGACUUGGGAGGAAGCUGAAGCUUUGGUCCAGUCUGUGGACUCGGAUGGUGAUGGGCUACUGGCAAUGGAGGAGUUCAUCAAGUUGGUAGAAGCUGAGGGAGGAGAUGAGGAGGAGGAGCUGAGACAAGCCUUCGCGAUGUAUGAGAUGGACGGCCAAGGAUGCAUCACUCCUAAGAGCCUGAAGCGGAUGCUGAGCAGGCUUGGCGCGUCGAGAGAUCUCAAUACAUGUGAGGUUAUGAUUCAGAGGUUCGAUAUUAAUGGUGAUGGAGUGCUUUGUUUUGAAGAGUUUAAGGCCAUGAUGGCGAAUUGACAGGAUCUUGUUACAUAGGAUUUGUGUGACAUGUAUGUAAAUUUUUCAUUGUUUUAUUUAAUUUUUUUAUUUCUUUUAUUUAUGAUUAAAAAUCCAUGCGGUCAUGUGGCUGUGCUAUAAAUUUGUA